AUGGUUGGUGCUCCGAUGAGGGCGGGCCAGGUCAUGAACGACUGGGAUGGAGUGCAUGCUGUUGACGUGACCAUGGCCAGAAAUUGCUUCAGCCUUGGCCACGAAGGUUUGCUUGCUGACACAGCAGAGAGGUAUUGGCGCGAGAAAGUCUCCAAAGCAAAGGGCAAGGCCAAGACGAAGGGUAAAGUCGAAGCACCGUCGGCUGGGUGCGCGCAAUCUGUGCAUCACAGCAAAGGCCGGCAAGUAGCAAGCUGCGAAGGCUUGCGAUCGGAAGAGCUUGACGAGGCGGAGCAAGAGCUGCUCGGACCAGCCACUCGCGAAAAGCUUUCCUCGGCGACAGCGCGAAACUCGCGGCGGAGUCACGUGGACGAGGUCGAUGAGUCAACAUGGAAGCAUGCAACAAGGAGCCGCGAACAUCACGUGAGUUGGCUUCUGGCAGCUCAAGAGCAGCUGCUCCAGCGAAGUGGCCUUUGUGAGCCAGCGAAGCCCUUCUUGGCUGAAGAAGCGAAUGGCACGAGUCUGAUGGAUGAAAAUGCUGCUCGUCGGCGGCCUGGUCGGGCAUGUAUUGGUGCAUCGGACCGACAAUGUUCAACAUGGGAGCGCACUUCUGAGUUGACCUUGACUUUGACGGGCGAUUUCGUGGAUGAACUUGCCAGAGGAUAUUCACAACCCUGGUUUCAGGAUUUAGUUCGACAAUGCAUGGAGGAAUCUGGCGACCAGCAAACAUUGCUUGAGCGGCUUCAUGAUGUUGCGUUUGAGGUGCAGAAGCCGGUUUUGGAGAACUGGGGUUUCGAAGGCAACGACCAAGGACUGUUUGACAUGACGUCAAUCCUGCGGGAGCAUUCCGCCCAUGGCCCUCUAUGGCUGCAAGAAAAAAUUUUCUCAUGCUUGAGAUUGUUGCUUCCAUGUCAGCAGGAGUCCGCCGUCGGUAGCCAGCAAGCCGAUGCCAAAAAGACUGUCCCUUUUGGUUUGAGUGACGAGUUCGAACGCCGGCAUUUCGAAGGCGACUUUCUUGGUGCAGUAGCAAGAGCACCGGUUUCUGCUGGUGAGGCUGUCACAUGGUUUCCCUCAGCCGCUUUUGGGUUGUGUCCAGGGUGGGAUCUUCAUGGGACAAACAACUCCGCGAGGUGCUGUCUGAAGCCAUCGGUCAAAUAG
Symbiodinium sp. CCMP2592 is the source of this 1155-nucleotide messenger RNA. NCBI's taxonomy places the organism in Eukaryota, Dinophyceae, Suessiales, Symbiodiniaceae. The record is from the annotation of a GenBank genome assembly.